Messenger RNA from Thlaspi arvense, 435 nucleotides. The record is from the annotation of a GenBank genome assembly. NCBI's taxonomy places the organism in Eukaryota, Viridiplantae, Streptophyta, Magnoliopsida, Brassicales, Brassicaceae.
AUGCCUGAGGCACCAAAGAUCGCAGCUUUGGAGGUUUCUGAUCAGAUUCUCGCGGAGAAGAACAAGAAUAAGCUCCAAUUCGUGGAGGAAGUGACCACGAACGCUGAUGAUGUCCAGAGACGAGUUCUUGAAGAGAUCCUUUCACGCAAUGCUGACGUGGAGUACCUCAAACGACACGGGCUCGAAGGACGAACCGACCGCGAGACUUUCAAACACGUCAUGCCUGUCGUAACUUACGAAGAUAUUCAGCCUGAGAUCAACAGAAUCGCUAACGGAGAUAAAUCUCAAAUCCUCUGUUCUAACCCCAUCUCUGAGUUCCUCACAAGGUUUGUCCUCUGUUUUUGUUGCUCUGUUUCAUCACUUUGGCUAAGAUUUAAGAUUCGAAUCUUUAUUGGGUCAGUCUUGGGUUUUAAUGGGUAUUUGAAAAGUUUUUGA